Molecule: messenger RNA, 2583 nt
Organism: Colletotrichum karsti
Lineage: Eukaryota; Fungi; Ascomycota; Sordariomycetes; Glomerellales; Glomerellaceae
Exons: 4
Coding region: 1-2583 (860 amino acids)
Biological process (GO): mRNA 3'-end processing by stem-loop binding and cleavage
Cellular component (GO): mRNA cleavage and polyadenylation specificity factor complex
Molecular function (GO): RNA binding; 5'-3' exonuclease activity; RNA endonuclease activity
Source: RefSeq, a predicted model, not a curated record
AUGGCUGCGAAACGGAAGGCAUCGGCCAUGGCGGCCACUGUCGCCGACGAACCGGUGGACCCGUCCGACGAGCUCAUGUUUCUGUGUCUUGGAGGUGGCAAUGAAGUCGGAAGGUCUUGCCAUAUCAUUCAGUACAAGGGAAAGACGGUCAUGCUUGACGCCGGCCAGCAUCCAGCGUACGACGGCCUCGCAGCCCUACCCUUCUUCGACGAUUUCGAUCUCAGUACGGUCGACGUUCUCCUGAUCAGCCAUUUCCACGUUGAUCAUGCGGCAUCUUUACCAUACGUCCUCUCCAAGACGAACUUCAGGGGACGAGUCUUCAUGACACAUCCCACAAAAGCAAUCUAUAAAUGGCUCAUCCAGGACAGCGUCCGCGUCGGGAACACAUCAUCGAACCCUACCUCACAACCAGUCUAUACAGAAGCAGACCAUCUCAACACGUUUCCCCAGAUCGAGGCCAUCGACUACCACACCACACACACCAUCUCCUCCAUUCGCAUCACGCCCUACCCGGCCGGCCAUGUCCUCGGCGCGGCAAUGUUUCUCAUCGAGAUCGCCGGUCUCAAGAUCUUCUUCACAGGAGACUACUCCCGCGAGCAGGACAGACAUCUGGUCUCCGCCGAAGUACCAAAGGGCGUCAAGAUCGACGUUCUCAUCACUGAAUCGACCUACGGUAUCGCCUCACACGUGCCUCGCCUCGAGCGCGAACAGGCCCUCAUGAAGUCCAUCACCGGCAUCCUUAACCGCGGCGGCCGCGUUCUGAUGCCCGUCUUCGCCCUCGGUCGUGCCCAGGAACUCCUGCUCAUUCUCGACGAGUACUGGGGCAAGCACUCCGAGUUCCAGAGAUUCCCAAUCUACUACGCCUCCAACCUCGCCCGUAAGUGUAUGGUCGUCUACCAGACCUACGUCGGCGCCAUGAACGACAACAUCAAGCGCCUCUUCCGCGAGCGCAUGGCCGAGGCCGAGGCCUCCGGCGACGGCUCCGGCAAGGGCGGCCCCUGGGACUUCAAGUACAUCCGCUCCCUCAAGAACCUCGACCGCUUCGACGACGUCGGCGGCUGUGUUAUGCUCGCGUCCCCCGGUAUGCUGCAGAACGGUGUCAGCCGCGAGCUGCUGGAGCGGUGGGCGCCCAACGAGAAGAACGGCGUCAUCAUCACCGGUUACAGUGUUGAGGGCACCAUGGCCAAGCAGAUCAUGCAGGAACCCGAUCAGAUCCAGGCCGUAAUGUCACGAACGACCGCCGGCGCGCGCCGCGGCCCCGGGGGCGAGAGCGAGAAGGUAUUUCUCCCGCGCCGGUGCAGCGUCGCCGAGUACUCCUUCGCCGCGCACGUCGACGGCACCGAGAACCGUGAGUUCAUCGAGGAGGUCGCCGCCCCGGUCGUCAUCCUCGUCCACGGCGAGCAGCACAACAUGAUGCGCCUGAAGUCCAAGCUCCUUUCCCUCAACGCCGGCAAGACCACAAAGGUCAAGGUCUUCAGCCCCAAGAACUGCGAGGAGCUCCGCAUCCCCUUCAAGCAGGACAAGACGGCCAAGGUCGUCGGCAAGCUCGCCACCAUCCCGCCCCCGACCUCCCUCAACCCCUCGCCCGAUCAGCAGCAGCAGCUCGUCACCGGUGUCCUCGUCCAGAACGACUUCAAGCUCUCCCUCAUGGCGCCCGAGGACCUCCGCGAAUACGCUGGCCUGAACACCACCACCAUCACCUGCAAGCAGCGCCUGCGCCUCACGGCCGCCGGCGUGGACCUCGUCCGCUGGGGUCUGGAGGGUGUCUUCGGCAGCGUGGAGGAGCUGCCCGAGAUGCGCAAGGGGCAUCCCGCGCACAAGGACUCCGUCACGAACGGCAACGGAGACACCGAGAUGGAGGACGGCGAGCAGCAGGAGGAGGCCGACGAGGAGGUCGCGCGGCUGGUGGCGGCGUACCUCGUCAUGGGUUGCGUGGCCGUGCGAUACCGCAGCGACGGCGAGGUCGAGCUGGAGUGGGAAGGCAACAUGCUUAACGACGGCAUCGCAGACGCCGUCAUGGCCUGUCUCUUCUCCAUCGAGAGCAGUCCCGCCGCAGUCAAACGUUCCGCAGGCUCACACAGCCACGACCACGACGUGAAGUCCCUCCCCAAGAACCCCCACGCCAACGUCUCCCCCGCUGAGCGCCUCGAGCGCUUCCUCAUGUUCCUCGAGGCCCAGUUCGGCGCCGACAACGUCAACCCCGUCGCCGAGCCCCGCCUCCCCGCCCUCCCCGAGAACGGCGCCGCCGACGGCCAACAACAAGAGCAGACCAACAAGGCGCUCAAGGCGGAAGGCGAGAACGGCGGCGACGGCGACGGCGACGACGCCGCCAUGGAGAUGUCCUCCUCGGACGACAACGAGGCGGAGCAGGAGAAGAAGCUCGCGGCGCGGCGCCGGGCCGAGAUUGAGCGGCUGCACAAGAUCGGCAUCCCCGUGCCGGGCGUCCGGGUCAAGGUGGACAAGAUGGAGGCCGUGGUGUGGCUCGAGGACCUCGAGGUCGAGUGCAGCCACAAGGCGUUCGCCGACCGCGUGAGGCGGGUCUGCGAGCACGCUGCCGAGGUGACGGCGCCUCUCUGGGGAUAG